This is a messenger RNA of Anopheles nili, 2561 nucleotides long. Its product is annotated as protein phosphatase 1 regulatory subunit 12A-like. Lineage: Eukaryota; Metazoa; Arthropoda; Insecta; Diptera; Culicidae. Gene Ontology annotation, molecular function: protein binding; phosphatase regulator activity; enzyme inhibitor activity. The transcript is spliced from 9 exons. Gene Ontology annotation, cellular component: cytoplasm. Bases 51 to 2561 code for a protein of 836 amino acids. The record is from RefSeq and is a predicted model, not a curated record.
CCAGCGCCCCCGGUGGCGGGAGCCGCAAGCUGAGCUUCAACAUCGGCAAGAUGGAGCACUCCGAUUUAGUCGCCGAGAUGGCUCAGGUCGAGCAUCUCUCCACACAGGACCGGUUGCAUCUCGCGCGCAUGCGCCGAGCACAGCAGCUAAAAGUUGCAAAACAAAAAGAAAAAGAAUGGUUGAAGGCGCAGCGAAGCCGCGACCGGAUGGGGACGCAAACGUCCUCCUACAAGCGGCACAUUACGUUCGAGGAUAGCGUCGUCCUGUUGGAGGCCGCCGCUCGAAAUGAUAUAGCAGAGGUGGCAAAGCUGCUCCAGAAGGGCGUCACGCCGGAUGCAACGAAUAUGGACGGCUUAACGGCACUGCAUCAGUGCUGUAUCGACGACAACGCGGAAAUGCUGAACCUGCUGCUCGACUACGGUGCGAACGUAAACGCGCAGGACAGCGAACGGUGGACACCGUUGCACGCUGCCGCCACAUGCGGACAUCUGAAUCUGGUGAAGAUACUGAUAGCCCGCGGUGCCAACCUGCUGGCGGUGAAUGCCGACGGCAACAUGCCGUACGACAUCUGCGACGACGAGGAAGCGCUCGAUUACAUCGAAGCGGAAAUGUCGAAGCGUGGUGUCACGCAAGAACUGAUCGACGAAACGCGCGCCGCCACCGAAACGCAAAUGCUGCACGAUCUGCAGGACAUGGCCCUGCAGGGUGGAGAUCUAGAGGUGCCCGAUCCGCAGGGUGCGACGCCGCUCCACAUAGCAUCCGCCAACGGGUACACCCGGGUCGUCGAGUUCCUACUGGAGCAUCACACUUCAACCGAUGCUGUCGAUAACGAUCUCUGGACACCGGUACAUGCUGCCGCCUGCUGGGGACACCUAGAAGUGCUGGAAAUGCUUGCCCAAAGUGGAGCCGAUUUGAAUGCCAAAAAUAAAAACGACGAAACGCCUUCCGAUAUUUGCGAAGAUCCAGAAAUACGAGAACGAAUAGAGCAGCUCAAGACCGAGCAGGAAAGCAAACGAUUAGCGGAAGCACAACGCAAACGAGUCCGGCGGUCGCAGAGCAACAACACGAGGGCGCAAUCCGUGAGACGAACAUCACUUCGAGAUAAGGGACUAACGACCAAAAAGGAUGCUGUGGAAGAAGCCCGCUUCCGGCUACAGGCGCAGGAGGGCUACACAACCCCAGAUGGCGUGGCAGCAGCAACGGCCACCGCAACAACGAUCGCAACCGCAGCAAACGGUGACAAUAACAAUCAGUCAUCGUCCGCCUCGGUUUCAUCCACCGCCGUGCGCACUAACGCGUCCUCCCAGCAUGCCACCAACACGACCUCCUCCUCCGCUUCCUCCUCCUCCUCCUCCACCACCACCUCCACCUCCGCGACCAUCACAAGCACGACCAGCAACAACACCGGCACGACCACGAGCACGACCAUCAUCAGUAACGGCAAUAGCAAUAACAAUAACCUCCCUCAUCACCAUCAUCACCAUCACAACGGCAGCAACGGGACCUCGGUGGCACACCUGAACAGCGUCAACAACAACAGCCUCCCGAACGGUACGACCGGUGGUGGUCCGAUCCUGAAUGGUGGCGGUGGAGGUGGUGGUGGAGCUGGCACCAUCAGCAGCAACGUGCGCCACAUGAACAACAUCAACAACAACCAAAGCAACCUGCUGCAGCAGCAGCAGCAGCAACAUCAACUCCAUCGCAUGAAGAACGGUUCGGGUGAGCAUCACCAGAUGGCGCCACUGGGCGGUGGAUCGCCAACGCUCAACCAGUACGAUCGGCGCUCGCCGGACGGUAAGGAUAACGACGAGACGUACCUGAUCGAGUCGAAGGGCGCGAACGGCCCGCUUGCGGGAGGUGGCGGUGUUGGUCUAGUCAGCAAUAGCAAUGGCAUGGGUGUCGGUGGCCAUCAUCAUCUGCACCAUCAUGGAUCGGUUAACAUUCCAGCCAAUGGCGCCCUUUCGGCGGCUGCCGCGACCGCAAGUUCGGGCCCGGGCGGCGUUACGGGUGGGACGACGGCCACCUCCACCACCACCGCCGCCGAGGUGUACUCCACGUCCAACAGCGAGAACGGCAAGAUCAACGUCCAGGUGACGGUCCUAGUCGAUCCCUCUGUCGCAGGAACGCUGGCCGAUCUGAAGAAGCACCGCUCGCAGAACCGUUCCAGUGUGAGCCCGGAAAAUGGUUCCCUGCUCAGUGGCACAGCCCCCAGUCUGACCGGAAGCAUCGGCAACGGAGGUGGCUCGACCACCCCCAAUGGUGGCGGUGGCUCCGGAACUCCUCUCGAGCUGUCGCUCGUAUCCAACGAACUGCAGCAGCACCAUCACCAUCUGCAUCAUCCGCACGCAUCGCCCCACCUUAACCAUCGCCAGCAACAGCAUCAUUACGGUGACGGCAGCAUGCUGGGAACGGGGAACGGAUCCCUGCACAGCUCGGUGGCAGCGAUCGGUGUGGAGAGCGAAUCGGGCACACCCGGCGGCACGCUGUCGAAGUUUAGCGGCAACACCAGUGACGUCGUGAGCGACAGCACCCGGUCCCGGCGAUGCUGUGUUGUGAUGUAA